This is a messenger RNA of Camellia sinensis, 633 nucleotides long. The record is from RefSeq and is a predicted model, not a curated record. Lineage: Eukaryota; Viridiplantae; Streptophyta; Magnoliopsida; Ericales; Theaceae.
AUGUGUGCAGGAGAGACUCCAUGUGAGCUACUAAGUUUCAGUUUCAUCAAUGCAGCAGAUUCUGACGCUGUAUCUACGGAAUGGGAAGUUGAGAGUGAUGAUGAAAGUGAGGAAGAAUCUGAAUGUGGGUUAACAACUUUGGUUGACAUGCCUCUUAACAGUUUUCCAUCUACAGUUUCUAAAGAGACUUUUGAACUCAAGAUCAUGGCUGCAGCAAAGAGGAUCUAUGUUGAUGUUGGGUAUACUAUAAUGUCUAAGCUUUGUUUGGGAUGCAUGGGGUGGCAGAACAGUACUUCUUCUGAUGGUGCUGUCUGUUUCAGGAUUCAGCCUUGGUUCCUUCGAGUUGGGGAACUGACUGUGUUCGCAUGGUUGGCUGCUGGAGGCGCCUCUUUGUGUGAAGAAAGAUUUUAUUUUAUAUUGCUUUGCUUAGUUUGUUUUGGUAUAUGGCCUACCUGUGAGGGCUGUGCACGGGGGUACAAAACAGAUUGGUUACUCUUGGCUUUUUGUUACCUAGUUGUAUGGGUGUGUUCAUGUUCCUCAUCUAAUCUUCAUGCGGCCUAUGAACACAUUUUUUGGGUUAUUUUCUACUAUGAUUGAGUUCCUUAGUUUAAUUUUAUUUUUUCUUUCUUUCUA